AUUAAUUUUUUUGCAUUUCAUUUCCCUUGCGCAAUUCCAAUUCCAAUUCCAAUUUCUUUUGCUUUCCGCUGAAUUUAAUUCGCGAAAGACGGGAAAAUGGAAGAUUUCGACGAUGAACCUGCUGUUGUGCACCUUAGCGACGAUGAAGAGCAUGCUGUAGCUCCAGUAGAAGAUUCGGAAAACCCGGACGUUAUUCAGCUUGACGAUGACGUUAUUCCAGAAGAAGAUGUUCCAGAUGAUGAAGAAACAGCUGAAAAUCUGGAAAACCUUGAAAAUGUGCUGGAUGACUCUGAAAUAAUUGCUGAAAAUAGUGGGGAAGCCGACCAAGAAGUGGAAGAAGAAGACAAUCCUUUCGCUGAUGAUGACGAUUCAGACGAAGAUGGCGGUGGUGUUCAGGUUACAAUUCGAAAAAUGGAGCCAACUGAGAAACCAGCAGCUCGACAAGGAAAGUUGGAUCUUGACACGACUGCGACUAUCAACGAUAAGCCAAUUUAUGAUCUUGAUCUGGCGCAGAUGGAAGAUCGACCAUGGCGAAAACCUGGAGCAGAUAUCACGGAUUAUUUCAACUAUGGUUUCACCGAAGAGACAUGGAAUCUUUACUGCGAGCGACAGAAGAAGUUGAGAAUCGAAUUCGCCGGAAACCAGAAAGCUGCAAACGAAGCGUUGUUCUCUUCCAUUAAAAUUGCAAAUCCACUAGCGAAUCCAGUUAUGAAUACGACAUCCAGUGUUGUAAAAGUGCUCACAGACAACGGCGGCCGAUUCAAGCAGCAUGUUCAUCAAUCUGCAGCUCCUACUCCUUUGAUGAACGAUCAAGUGAUCAGAACAGUGAUAUCUGGAAAUAACCAGUCAGCGCCGUCUCUGAUGGAUUUCACGAGGCCUCCACCAGGAAUGUCGAUGCCACCACCGAUGGGAACAGCUCCGCCAACUUCAGUAGCAGAUCCCAUAUUUUCAGAUGCUCCUCCCGGCGUCGACAUGUCUUCCGAUCUACCACCAGGAGUCGAAUCAGCUCCAGGAGCCAGUGUUGCUCCUCUUCUUCCCGGAGGUCUCGAUCUCAAUCUUGGUCUACCGCCACUUGGAUUCAACCCAAAUAUGCCUCCACCUGGAAUGCCUCCGAUGGGCAUGAUGUCAACGAGCCUGCCACCGCCCGGUUUCGCGAUGCCGCCUCCACAAUUUCAGCAACACUCGAGAGCUGGCUUCGGACCUGGACCAGUUGGCGCUGCUUCAGCUCCGCGAAGUCUCAUGGGAUCUGGUGCAUUUUCGACGGUUAGUGAUGACGAUGAGGAGAGAAGAAGCUCCCGACGGAAGCGAUCCCGAUCAAGGAGCCCACAUAGAGAUAGAGACAGGGACAGGAGAGAUCGAGAGACGAGACGCCGUGGAGAACGAGAAUCGGAUCGCACGUCUUCCAGAAGACAUAGAAGCCGAAGUGCGUCUGGAGAUCGGCGCAGAAAGCGAGAUGAUCGGGAACGAGAGAAACGGAGAGAACGGCGUGGAGAUGAUGAAGAUCGGAAGAAGAGAAGUCGUCGUGGUGAUGAGGAAGAGGAGAGCAGCAGCGGUCGGAAAGAGAGAAAAGAGAAGAGCUCCAGAUCUCGACACGAAGAUGAGGAAUCCAGUACGGGCGUUGUUGUCAAGGAAGAGAUUCCCGAUGAUGAAUGAUCUUUCAUAUUUUCUAAUUAUUUUUAGCUUUCUAUCAUUCCAAGUGUAUUCUUUUCAUUUGUUUGUCACCUAUUUAUUUUAACUUUCUCGAAAGAAAUCUCUUUUCAUUAAAAAGUUAAUUUUAUUUGAAUUUGACGUUUAAACUAUAAAUAUCCAGCUUAUAUUGGGGUUAACAGAGUCAAUAAUAAACUAAAAAUAAAUAAACGAUAUACAUAAAAAA
This is a messenger RNA of Caenorhabditis elegans, 1873 nucleotides long. RefSeq names its product Pre-mRNA polyadenylation factor Fip1 domain-containing protein (gene fipp-1). The transcript has 5 exons. The coding region runs from base 97 to 1653 and encodes 518 amino acids. Gene Ontology annotation, cellular component: nucleus. The record is from RefSeq and is marked reviewed. NCBI's taxonomy places the organism in Eukaryota, Metazoa, Nematoda, Chromadorea, Rhabditida, Rhabditidae.